AUAAAUGUAAAAUAUAUAUAAAACAUAUCAAUAAUUCAUUAACUGCCUAGGUCUCGCCUAAGUCCGCUUUGCGAUAUCUUGAACAUUGGUUCACAUAAUUCGAUUUUAGCUUUCUGUAUUUUAUGGCCAAUCACAAGCUCCUCUCUUAAGUUGACGAAAACAAAAUAUCUGCUAUUUUUCUAAUUUUAAAUGGGAAAAUGGUCAUUUAAAUCAUGAACUUUCAAAUUUGGUUAAAAAAAACAUGAACUUUCACAUGGACCAUUUAAAGCAUCAAUUUCCCUUGAUAAGUCAGUUAAGUCCUCAACUAAUUUUGACUAAGCCAAUUUUAAUAUGUUGUUAGUUCGAUUAACAGAUCGAUUAAACGGGGUUAAUCUCCGCGAAAAUCUCUGUUAAACAUCAAACGACGUCGUUUCGAAAACAUAAGAAAACCCCCAAAUCCCCAAAUUCCCAAUCGAAAUCCCUAAUUCUCAUAUCAAAUCAAAAUCAGACAUUCUCUUCACAAUUUCGUCUCGGAUUCACGAUGAGUUCAUCAUCAGAGAUACAAUAUGGAAGAGAAAACCGUGGGUUUCCAGUGAGGAGUGCGUGUGGUUUACGUGUGAAGCCUUUUCUAUCUAAAACACAAGAGAAUCCAGGAAAACUUUUCUACCGUUGCAUAAGCAAAAAAGAUGGGCAUUUAUUCAAGUGGAUUGAGGAUGCUAUUUGUGAGGAGGUUGAAGAUGUUAUUCCAAAACUUGAAAUCAUUGACAAGGAGAUUAGUACUACCAUAACCGAGGUAGAUGAGCUAAAGGCUUUGAUUGAAGAGUUGAAAGAAGAUAUAGCAAGGAGCAAGAUGGAAAUCAAGAAGGAAGAUGUAGCAAGGAGCAUGGAAAUCAAGAAGUGGAAAGCGUUGAUGAUGUUAGGCUUUGUGGUCACUUGCAUUGUUAGUGUUUGGUAAAGCUAAGAAAGACAAGUUUGCAUUUGACAUUGUUGUGUUUCCGUUUGAUGUAUCUCCUACGUAUGUCGACAUUGUUGUUGUCUUUCAGUUUGCAUUUGACAUUGUUGUGUUUUCGUUUGCAUUUGGUAUGGUAAUGAGACAUGUUUCUUUAAUGGAUUUGUUGUUGAAAACCAUAAAAGCUAAACAUAGAUCAUUUAAACCUCAUAGAUCCAAAAUAAAACUUCAACAAACCAUGAUCCACAACCACAAGAACAUUAGAUAAAAAAGGCUUCACACGCAAACCACACGCACACCUCACUGGAAACCCACGGUUUUCUCUUCCAUAUUGUAUCUCUGACGAUGAACUCAUCGUGAAUCCGAGACGAAAUUGUGAAGAGAAUGUCUGAUUUUGAUUUAAUCUGAGAAUUAGGGAUUUCGAUUGGGAAUUUAGGGAUUUGAGAGUUUUCUUUUGUUUUCGAAACGACGUCGUUUGGUGUUUAACAGAGAUUUUCACGGAGAUUAACCCCAUUUAAUCGAUCUAUUAAUCGAACUAACGACGUAUUAAAAUUGGUUUAGUGAAAAUUAGUUGAGGACUUAAGUGACUUGUCAAGAGAAAUUGAUGCUUUAAAUGGUCCACGUGUU
Messenger RNA from Brassica napus (rape), 1555 nucleotides. RefSeq lists its product as uncharacterized. The record is from RefSeq and is a predicted model, not a curated record. NCBI's taxonomy places the organism in Eukaryota, Viridiplantae, Streptophyta, Magnoliopsida, Brassicales, Brassicaceae. Bases 521 to 934 code for a protein of 137 amino acids. The transcript is spliced from 2 exons. Gene Ontology annotation, molecular function: zinc ion binding.